UACGCACUUGGCGGCCAUAUUUGUUCGUUAUUGUUUAGUGAUGAAUUGAAGAUCGUCUCGAUUUUUGUAUAUGAAAAUAAUUUGUGAAGGUUUCCUCUCAUGACUUGUCACGAGAUUCACAGAAAGGGAGAUAUAUUAGCCUUUGUUAAAUUGGGAACUGAGUGAAAGCUUCUCCACCAUCAUGAACAGUUCUUAUCAGAAGGUGUCACAAGACCCUGAUGAAAGUGAUGAUCGUCACAGAUCAUACCAGCCGUAUCAUGAUGAUGAGGAAGGCUACGAAGGAAAUUAUGGCUAUAACUAUGGAUACAACCCUUAUCGCCCUCCAGCUGGUGGGCUCAAAGGAAAGGUGGAACAGAAAUAUUGGCACACCAAACAAACCAUGAUACAAAAACUGGGAAAGGAGCAGGAUUGUUAUGUCGUGGCUGGGGAUGCUGAGGUUGAUGCACGGCUGGAGGCAUUUCGGCAUAUUCAGAAGACAUGCAUAGACAUACUGAAGGCAGUAGAAGUCUAUCAAAAUAGGAUAUUUGCUUUGUCUCAAGAUGAAAAUGAAAUGGGACGGUUUCUGCGAGAGCAGGGUUCUCAGGAUAAAUCAAAAGCUGGAAAAAUGAUGAUUGCUGUUGGCAAGGCUCAGAGUUACUCUGCACAGCAACGGCUUAGUCUUAGAACUCCGCUUGUGAGGCUUUACCAAGAAGUGGAGACAUUCCGUUUCCGUGCAAUCUCUGACACUUUCCAGACUGUAAAUCGAAUGGAACUGGCCAGAACAGACUACAGAGCUGGGCUCUUGUGGAUGGCAAACAUUUCUAAAGAGUUAGAUCCUGAAGAAUACAAAAGAUUAGACAAGUUUAGAGAGGUUCAAGGCCAAGUCAGGAAGGGUAAAAAGAAAUUUGAAAAGCUGAAAGUAGAUGUUAUGCAAAAGAUAGACUUGCUGUCUGCAAGUAGAUGUAACUUACUUUCAAGCACACUUGCUGCAUACCAGCAAGCGUUGCUUAAGUUUUGGGAAAACACUUCUCGCACUAUGAUACAAGUAUCAGAACAGUUUAAGGGGUUACCGGCAUAUCAGUUUCAAAUGCUGAAAAGCCUUAAUCCUCUGACUCUGGAAGGUGAUGACAAGGAGAAGGGAGAAGAAGGAAAGGAAACCAAACCUGUCAGAGAAUCUGAAGAUGACAAAAAAGAAUCAACUGCCUGUGGAGAAAAGAAAGAAGCUUCAAAAGAAGAUGAUGAUGAUCAAUUAAUUUCUCUGGAUCAUUCACCACUAGAAGAGAAAAAGACAGCUGAGGAUGAGAACAAAAAGGCUGAUAAUGAUGAUGACGAAGCACUCUUAGAAACAGAUUUAUUGGGAGAUGAUGAAGUGUCCAAUGGUAAUGUGGAUGAAAAAUAUGAAACGCCUUUCAUUGAUUUGCUUGGUGAUGAUGCUUUGAUGCCAUCAAACCACAGAUCAGGGACCAGUGAUCUUCUGUCAUCAUUUGAGGAUCAUCCAAGUAGUAAUGGACUUACAAGUCAUCGCUCGAUUAUGCCACCCAGCUAUGAAGAGGCAAAGCAAAUUCCUGUGCCUGGAAGUGAAAAUGCAUCAUCAAUGACGGCUGAUGAUCUGCUGUUUGGUUCCCCUACCAAGGAAGACAGAGCACCUGGAAACAAGUCAGAUAUUGAUAUCUUAAGUGAAAUUCUUGGCUCCAAUGGUUCCUCCAUGCAAGGUGUCGAGAGUGAGAAUAGCUUCAGCAAAACGUGGAAGGAUAUGUUCGGGGAUGAGCCAGUUGAGACUGCUCAGCCAUCUUUGCAGGAACCCAAUCAAUCAUGGUCCCAAGGGGGUUCCAACUUUAUGAUGCCCUCUGACCUCCUUAACAGCAUGGCUAGGUUUGAUCCAUUUGGCGAGGUACCAAGAGGCAACCCUCCCCAGCAAGCAGCAGGUGCGGCUUCAAAGAUGUCAGCUCCAAUGCAGGGAGGCAAGCGUCAAGAGGGUAAUCAAGGUUCACAGGCAAAACAGGCUUCAUUACUCGCAGGAAAAGCAAGUGACAAAGGGAAAGGAAAGGGGAAAAAAGGUUCUGACAUGUCUGCUUGGUUCAGUUUGUUCUCUGACUUGGAUCCCCUAGCCAAUCCUGAUGCAAUUGAUAAACAAAACAAAAAGAGUGAAGAAGACAGACAAUGUUAAGUACAUGUAAUUGAAAUCACAGAAUUUAUUUAUGGUGAAUUGUAUAAUGGCUGACACAAAGCCAGCUUGGAACUUCAAAACCAAGGUUAUGGAAGGUUGAAAUCAGAUUGAAAUCAAUUGGGGUGGGGUUAAUUUUUUGGUUACAUGUACUGUCCAUGAAUAAUAAUGAUAAAAAAAAACAGCAACAACAACAAGAAAGAUCAUUUCAUCUCAACAGAUGGUUUUAAAAUGAAUAUGUGCAAAUAUUUUGCAAGCAGAAACAAAAUAGCUGUGUAUAUCUCUUAAAACCCUGAAAUAACAGAUUCUUGAUUCUUCUUUUAGGACUAAAUAAAAUGUUUUGCUAAUUUGGCUUGUAAUUUUGAAUUAAAAUUGGCCAAAUAUUUUCAAAGUUUUGCUCAUUUUCUUCACAAAGUCAUUGUCUGCUAAAGAAAUGGUCAAAGGUUCUUUCAAAAUUAUAGACCACUGCUAGAGUUGUUUUUGAUUUUGAUAGCUGGUGAAUAAAUACUAGCAUGCUGGGAUUUUCCAUAAGGGACAGUAGAAGAAGAAAAAAGGCAAAUUUAAGCCUCUUUUAAGUUAUUGUUUAAGCGUUAUAAUAUUGUAUAUUUAAGUUUUCUAAGUGUUUGUUGGGUGUAUAUAUUACAGUCACAAUUACAUUCUUUGUGUAUGAAGACAUACACUGUAAGGGAGCAAAUGAUGGGCUUCAGUACUUUUUUCUUUCUUUCUUUCUGAAUAACAUGAGCAAGUUGUAAACAUUGUGUAGACCUCACCUUCAUGUCAACUGCCUGAUUUAUCAGUGUAGAUGCGUGUCUUAGGGAUGUCAGUAUGAUAAUACUGCUUGUUGUUUGAAAUCUUUACACCAUAAAACAUGUCGGAGAGUAGGGCUAUGAAAUUACAAUAGGAGCAAAGUUAUGGAAGGUUAAGACUAGGUUACAUGCCUUGUGACAUUAUUGAAAAUAAAGUCAUGUUUUACUUGAGUA
This is a messenger RNA of Pocillopora damicornis (cauliflower coral), 3123 nucleotides long. Its product is annotated as islet cell autoantigen 1. Gene Ontology annotation, cellular component: Golgi apparatus. Gene Ontology annotation, molecular function: protein domain specific binding. Gene Ontology annotation, biological process: regulation of transport. NCBI's taxonomy places the organism in Eukaryota, Metazoa, Cnidaria, Anthozoa, Scleractinia, Pocilloporidae. The record is from RefSeq and is a predicted model, not a curated record.